CACACCCUUCCUCGAGCAGCAGUACACGGUCAUCUCUCUCUCUCUCUCUCUCUCUCUCUCUCUCUCUCUCUCAGACACACACCCUUCCUCGAGCAGCAGUACACGGUCAUCUCUCUCUCUCUGACUGUGUCUCAGUGAGGCUCGGGGUCAGAGGAUGUCAGGUCGCUCUCAGGAGACUCUGCUCAGAUGAUGCUGUGCUCACGGUGAGGAUGGACUCUCGCGCUCUGACACACAGGUUUACCGUCUGAAGGUGUAGGUGUGGUUCUUCUGGGGUUGAUAGAUCAGUCACACAGCAGCAUGGCCGACGCAGGUGAGAGCGUGAAUAAAGACAUGAAGGUGUUUGUGGUGGACAGCCAGGCGCUGCCGCCUCCGGUGUCUGUGAGGAGGGACGACCCGCGGCUCUCCGUCAUCUACCUGCUGCUGGCCGUGGCUCUGCUGGGGGUCUUCAUCGAGGCUGGGCUCAUCUGGCAUCUCUACAGCAGGCCCGCGGGACCAUCAGAUAUCCAGAAAGUGGAGUAUAUAAAAGGAGAGAAGCACACACUUCCCAGCAGUUCACAUGAUUCCAAUGAAGUUUUACCUGAAAAACCUCCCAAAGCUGAGAGCAAACCAGCUGCAUUUCUGCAAAUCGCUUCGCCUCCGUUCAGUAGGAACGGCGUUCUGCCCUGGAGGUCUGACAGCUUCACGGUGUUCUUGAGGGGUCUGCAGUACAUGAACAACAGCCUGCACAUCCAGCAGGACGGAUACUAUUACAUCUUCUCCAAGAUCUCUCACAUGGAGAACUGCAACUUCUUCAAGCACCAGGUGAUGCAGAGGACAGAGAGGUACAACUCCAUGGCCAUCGAGCUGAUGCAGAGCUCCAGGUUCAUCUGCGUGACAAAUCUAUCCCAAUCGAGGGGCAACAGCUACCUGGGAGGCAUCUUCCAUCUGCUUAAAGGAGACAGUGUGUUCGUGAAGGUCAGUAACAGCUCGCAGGUGCACGGAGACGUCUACGAGAACUUCUUCGGGGCCUUCAUGGUCUAAAUACUGACAUACUUCUGCAAGGACGUCUCACACACACCCUCAGGUAUAUCAAUAUAUUUAGUGUGAGUAUGGCUGACUGCUGAGCCUCGGAUCCGAUGCCAUUUCUCUGUAAGUUUGAUGAGUUAGAGGCCCAUUCUCAGGAAACCAUUUGAAAGGAAAUAUAUUUUUAAUCACUUGUUUUUAAGUAUUUGUACUAUUUAAGAAGUCAUGUUUAAAAUGCUUGUAAACUUGUUACUGUCAUCAAUGCUUUAUAUAUUAUAAGCUGAUGAUAAUUUAUAUACUGUACACACACUCACCUAAAGGAACACCUGCUCAAUUUCUCAUUAAUGCAAUUAUCUAAUCAACCAAUCACGUGGCAGUUGCUUCAAUGCAUUUAGGGGAUUGGUCCUGGUCAAGACAAUCUCCUGAACUCCAAACUGAAUGUCAGAAUGGGAAAGAAAGUUGGACAAUUGGACAGUUGAAGCCUGGAAAAAUGUUGCCUGGUCUGAUGAGUCUCGAUUUCUGUUGAGACAGAUGGUAGAGUCAGAAUUUGGCUCUUCGUGUCCUGGAUGUGCAUCCCACAGAUCUCCAUCAACUGCAAGAUGCUAUCCUAUCAAUAGGGGCCAACAUUUCUAAAGAACGCUUUCAGCACCUUGUUGAAUCAAUGCCACAGUUCUGAAGGUGAUAGGGGGUCAAACACAGUGUUAGUGUGGUGUUCCUAAUAAUCCUUUAGGUGAGUGUGUAUUACAUGUCUCUGUUUGAAGUGAAGGCAACAUGAAACAGUUUGAUCAUUUCUGACUCUCACUGUAAUCUGAAUUAAACUGGAUUUCAUGGGUUGCUGCACUCUGGAAUUUCUAUUUUCGGGUGAACUACUUUAAGUGCGUUCAACGAGACGACGCACUUGAAUUGUUCAAACAUUCUGGUGUGCGUUCACACUCUCGCACAGAGUGGAGGUGUGACAUUGUUUGAUGUUAUUUAUAAAAGUACAUGUGUGUUUUGAUAUUGACUGGAAUGUGCAUUAAAUGUGUAUCUUAAAAA
Carassius gibelio (silver crucian carp) is the source of this 2037-nucleotide messenger RNA. RefSeq names its product tumor necrosis factor ligand superfamily member 14. The transcript is spliced from 7 exons. Gene Ontology annotation, biological process: immune response. The record is from RefSeq and is a predicted model, not a curated record. The coding region runs from base 298 to 1020 and encodes 240 amino acids. Gene Ontology annotation, molecular function: tumor necrosis factor receptor binding. NCBI's taxonomy places the organism in Eukaryota, Metazoa, Chordata, Actinopteri, Cypriniformes, Cyprinidae. Gene Ontology annotation, cellular component: membrane.